AUGAACAACUCUGAGGACACGAUUGUUACCAAUAAUAAUAGCGUCGCUGACAACAUACCAUCAAGUGUAGUUGUAUACGGACGACAUGAAUUCCUGCAGACUAGACCUGAACUAGCAGUUCCAUGCAUUAUUGUGCUUGGCAUUGCGUCAAUUGUUGGAACGUUGGGUAACCUGUUGAUACUCUUUGUCGUUGCUACAAAGAGGAAACUGAGGAAUGUGGAGUCCAUUUUCAUCGUGAAUUUGGCUAUUUCGGACCUGUAUGUUACUGUUGUGGCCGACCCCAUGAGUCUUAUAGCCAAACUUGAGGGGGAGGAGUUUUUUGGGAGUGUACCGGGACUCUGCAAAACUGUUGCCAGUAUCUGUACCAUAUCGUGUGUGACUUCAAUGAUGACGAUUGCAGUCAUGAGCUUGAACAGAUAUGUUUACAUUUGUGCCAACGACAUCUAUAACAAAAUAUUUACCAAGAAAACCUGUUGCGCCAUAUCGUUAUCGGUAUACUCUGUUGGAAUAAUUCUCGUCCUGAUGAAUACCGUAGGCUUUGGUGACCAUGGUUUUGACCAAAAAAGUUUAGAAUGUAUAUGGAACAGAAUGGAGACCUUCCCAUUUACGAUUAUAUUUUCUGUCAUUCUUGUAUGGAUACCUUCACUUAUCACGGGCUUAUGCUAUCUGAGAAUUUAUAUUUACGUCCGGAAACACAGACGUCGAAUACAAGAGCAUACCUCUCAAUCAUACAGUUCCGACGGGCCCCUUAAGAGUUUCCGCCUUGCUAAAACGUUGUUCUUAAUUUACGCCGUAUUUGUGUCAUGUUGGACGCCCUACGCCCUUCUAAUUGUUAUCGAUUCGAAAGACACAUUUUCGCACGAAGUUCAUCUAUACAUCACUAUGUUUGCCCAUAUGCACCCGUCUAUGAACUGGUGUAUCUACUUCAUAACAAAUACACAUUUUGCAAAGGCGUACAAGGAGGUUUUUGAAAAGUUUUUGUCCUGUGAGAAACGGACAAAAACACGUGUGCACAGAAUAGAAAUACAUCAGGUCAAGGUCAAUGAAGCCAUAAGACACUCCUAA
Mya arenaria is the source of this 1065-nucleotide messenger RNA. Its product is annotated as melatonin receptor type 1B-A-like. The record is from RefSeq and is a predicted model, not a curated record. The transcript has 2 exons. Gene Ontology annotation, cellular component: membrane. Gene Ontology annotation, molecular function: G protein-coupled receptor activity. Bases 1 to 1065 code for a protein of 354 amino acids. Gene Ontology annotation, biological process: G protein-coupled receptor signaling pathway. Lineage: Eukaryota; Metazoa; Mollusca; Bivalvia; Myida; Myidae.